AUGAAACUCGAAUACAUUAACGCACUAAAAGAAGAAAAUGGAGGAUUUAAUUUUGAAAAUUUAAAGAGAAAUGAAAUUUUGGAAGAAAAGGGAAUAACAUUUCCUAAUUUUCGAAAAACAGGAACGACCAUAUGUGGAUUGGUAUGUCAAAAUGCUGUCAUUUUGGGAGCAGAUACUAGAGCCACAGAAGGUCCAAUAGUUGCAGAUAAGAAUUGUAGUAAAUUACAUUUUAUAAGUAAAAAUAUAUAUUGUGCCGGUGCAGGUGUAGCAGGAGAUUUAGAACACACCACAUUGUGGUUACAACAUAAUGUUGAAUUACAUCGAUUAAAUACUAACACUCAACCGCGAGUAGCUAUGUGUGUAUCUAGACUAACACAAGAAUUAUUUAAAUAUCAAGGAUAUAAAGUGUGUGCAAUUGUUUUAGGAGGUGUAGAUGUUACCGGUCCUCAGUUAUAUGGUAUUCACCCACAUGGAUCUUCUUGUUUAUUACCCUUCACAGCUUUGGGUUCUGGAUCCCUAAGUGCCAUGACUGUGUUAGAAGCAAAAUACAGGGAUAAUAUGACAAUAGAAGAAGGAAAAGAACUUGUAUGCGAAGCUAUAUGUGCAGGUAUUUUUAAUGAUCUUGGUUCAGGUGGAAAUGUUGAUAUAUGUGUUAUAACAAAAGACGGUUCACAACAUAUAAGACCAUACAAACAACCGAAUGUUCGAUUAUAUCAUUUACCACAUCCAACUGUUUUUCCAAAAGGAACUACUCCUAUAUUAUGUCAAAAAAUUGAAAAUAUAAAAAAAUAUAUCACUGUAGAAGAUGCAUGA
Molecule: messenger RNA, 813 nt
Organism: Plasmodium gonderi
Lineage: Eukaryota; Apicomplexa; Aconoidasida; Haemosporida; Plasmodiidae
Product: proteasome subunit beta type-7
Exons: 1
Coding region: 1-813 (270 amino acids)
Cellular component (GO): proteasome core complex
Molecular function (GO): threonine-type endopeptidase activity
Source: RefSeq, a predicted model, not a curated record